This is a messenger RNA of Temnothorax curvispinosus, 1370 nucleotides long. It is a transcript of the gene PCID2, whose product is annotated as PCI domain-containing protein 2. Gene Ontology annotation, molecular function: double-stranded DNA binding; RNA binding. The transcript has 5 exons. Bases 126 to 1310 code for a protein of 394 amino acids. Gene Ontology annotation, biological process: poly(A)+ mRNA export from nucleus; post-transcriptional tethering of RNA polymerase II gene DNA at nuclear periphery; transcription elongation by RNA polymerase II. NCBI's taxonomy places the organism in Eukaryota, Metazoa, Arthropoda, Insecta, Hymenoptera, Formicidae. Gene Ontology annotation, cellular component: transcription export complex 2. The record is from RefSeq and is a predicted model, not a curated record.
AAACUGCACGCGACGCGCCCAUGACUCCAUGUGUAUUGUGUAUACUUCCAAAAUAAAACCUGUCAUCUGACUGAAAAUUCAUUUAUCUUCGAAGAUUCGUUAUUUAUAUUUUAACUGCAGUCGAAAUGGAUUCCUACGUAAUGCAGAUUCGGCGAGUGUGGCUCAACCAGGACGGGGAAGCGUUGGCGGAUCUCUUGUCCCUGCGGCACAAUCAUGUUUUGGUACCUCAAAUUGGAUCGGAGACCGCCAUGAACAAGGCCAUGGAACACUUAUCCGCACCAUUAGACGACCUGGUACUUUGCCACUUGAAAGCCGUAUCCGCUAUGAACAAGAACGAGCCUUUGGUCAUGUACAAUUUUCAAAGUUCGGCCGUACAAUGUCUCGCGAAGAUUCUACAGAUGCAGAAGGAGGAAAACUGGAUGUUACCGGUGAUGAACGUGAUGUGCCUGGAACUGAGAUUAUCGGCGAUAGGCGCGGAAAAAUCCAAGAGCAGCAAGAACGUGAAACCCGGCGAGGUCCUGGAGAAGUGCGCCGAGUGCUUGAUGGCCUGUUUCCGGGUUUGCGCGGCUGACAGCAGAAGUUCGGAAGAGGACACGAAACGAUGGGGAAUGCUGGCCCUGAUCAAUCAGCUGCUAAAAGUGUAUUUCAGAAUUAACAAAUUGCAUCUGUGCAAACCGUUGAUACGGGCCAUAGAAUCAUCUCCUUUUAAGGACCACUUUGCGCUGGCGCAACAGAUCACGUACAAGUUUUUCGUCGGUCGGAAAGCGAUGUUCGACAGCGAUUACAAGAUCGCCGACGAGUAUCUGACUUAUGCGUUCGAGCAUUGUCACAUACAGUGUUCGAAAAAUAAGAGAUUGAUCUUGACUUAUCUGGUGCCUGUGAAGAUGCUGCUGGGAUACAUGCCCAAGCAGAGUCUCCUGGAGAAGUAUAAUUUAAUGGAAUUCUGGGAGCUCAAGGAAUCCGUGAGGAAAGGAGAUUUACGUUCCUUGGAAGGAGUGAUGGCGAAGCACGAAACCUUCUUCAUAGACGCGGGCAUAUAUCUGAUCGUGGAGAAGCUCAAACUGAUCGCAUACAGAAAUCUAUUCAAGAAAGUAUACCUGGCGCUGAACACGCAUCAGAUACCGGUGCUGAGCUUGCUCGUGGCGUUACAGAUGUACGGGAUGGAGGAUAUAGAUAUGGACGAGACGGAAUGCCUUCUCGCCAAUCUGAUAUACGAAGGCAAGAUUAAAGGCUACAUAUCUUAUCAACACAAGAAAUUGGUUAUAUCUAAACAGAAUCCUUUUCCACCAUUAUCCACCGUUGUAUCGUAAACGAUUACAAUUGUAAUCGCUGUAAUUUAUCUUCGCAAUAAAUGUAUUAUUAUUUUUUUA